AUGUUUCUGGCCAUCGGCAUGAUUGCUGCGACAACAAUGACUACAUACACUGUGCCGGGAGUAGACAUAUGUUCCAAGCUGAAUGUUUUCUUGAGCAAUGAAUCUUUUACGUUCCUCGAGAGCCUUGGCUUCAUGUGCAAGCCCGUCAAGAUCGUUCAUGCGUCCGUGGUGUCAUUGGAACCUGAGACGAUGCAAGUCCCAUCUGAAGUUCUUCUUGUCCGAAUAAUCCCUGAUAAAAUGGGCACAUUCAAGGGUUUGCUGAGAGAUCUGUCCCUGAAUAGGGCUCAUCGAUGGAAUCUGACUGAGGAUCUCGUCUUGAAUCAUGAAGCUGUAAACUUGACCCAGUUUCUGGAGAAGGUCAAGUACUGCUUUGUCACGAUCCGCUUGAGCAAGCACAAUCUACAAAGGACAACAUGCCAAGUGCCAUUGAUGUACCUGCGGAACAGGAUUAAUUCAGUCCGGAACGAGAGGAGGAACCCAUACCUCCGCGAUCUUGCCAAUAACAUCGUCGAAUAUCUUGAGGGGUUAUGCCGUACCUCCGGUACUAUGCGAGUAGGAUCAGAAGUGAUGCAAUUUCACGAGGCUGAAGAGAUGCGCGAGAAAGGUAAGACAGGAAGAUAUGAGCAGUAUUCACCGUCACGGUUCUGCCAGUCACAUCAUCAGCCUCAACAGAAUUUGUCAGCUAGAAAGCUCAGGCUGUGA
This is a messenger RNA of Suillus paluster, 702 nucleotides long. RefSeq lists its product as uncharacterized. The record is from RefSeq and is a predicted model, not a curated record. The coding region runs from base 1 to 702 and encodes 233 amino acids. NCBI's taxonomy places the organism in Eukaryota, Fungi, Basidiomycota, Agaricomycetes, Boletales, Suillaceae. The transcript has 5 exons.